Messenger RNA from Scomber japonicus (chub mackerel), 1419 nucleotides. RefSeq names its product G protein-coupled receptor 61 (gene gpr61). Gene Ontology annotation, cellular component: endosome; plasma membrane; signaling receptor complex. Gene Ontology annotation, biological process: G protein-coupled receptor signaling pathway. Gene Ontology annotation, molecular function: G protein-coupled receptor activity. Bases 1 to 1419 code for a protein of 472 amino acids. The transcript has a single exon. Lineage: Eukaryota; Metazoa; Chordata; Actinopteri; Scombriformes; Scombridae. The record is from RefSeq and is a predicted model, not a curated record.
AUGGAGCGUCCUGACACAACGAGCCCCUCCUGGAACACUUCUCUCUCUGUCCUCUCCUCACUCCCACUCUCACUGCAAACGAAUGCCUCCAACGUGACCUCACCCAUCCCCAGCAUCCAAGGGGGGAUCAAUCUGAACCAGUCCUUAGCACUAUGUGCUAUGCUCAUCAUGGACAUGCUGGCAGUGGUUGGAAACUUGGCCGUAAUGAUUGUCAUCACCAAAACACCACAGCUGCGCAAAUUUGCCUUCGUGUUCCACCUCUGUCUGGUGGACCUGCUAGCAGCACUGGUGUUGAUGCCUCUGGGGAUGCUGUCAGACCGAUUCCUGGUGGAUGAGGCGCUGUGUCGGAGCUACCUCUGCUUGAGUGUGUGUCUAGUUAGUGCUGCCAUCCUCACCAUAUGUGCCAUCAAUGUGGAGCGCUACUAUUACAUCAUCCAUCCCAUGCGCCACGAGGUGAAGAUGACAGUGGGCGUGGUGGUGAUGGUACUGGUGAUGGUCUGGAUUAAAGCUAUUGUCAUGUCAGUGCUGCCUCUCCUGGGAUGGCUGCUCCAGGGUAACCAGACUCUGGGGACUCCGUCAGUGCUCAUUCCUGGUCAGAGACACUGCUCCCUCCAUUGGACAGGAGGCUGGACCACACGCCUGCUUUUCAUGGUCUUCUUUACAUUCAUCUAUUUUCUGUGUCCCGUGUUGAUCAUUCUGGUGGUCUACUGCAACAUGUUCAAAGUGGCCCGAAUAGCAGCCAUGCACCAUGGCCCCCUCCCCACUUGGAUGGACACACCGCGACAGCGGUCUGAGUCCAUCAGUAGCCACUCCACCAUGGCAGCCAGCCUUGGAGGAACUGGUGCCCGCACUACACCUCAAAGGACAUUCAGUGGCGGGAAGGCCGCAGUAGUCCUGAUGGCAGUGGGAGGCCAGUUCCUCUGCUGCUGGUUGCCAUAUUUCUCUUUCCAUCUCUACUCAGCUGUGGUGUCUACCUCCCCUGCUUCACUGGCCCAGCUGGAGGACGUGGUCACAUGGAUUGGCUAUUUCUGCUUCACCUCCAACCCCUUCUUCUAUGGCUGCCUGAACCGGCAGAUUCGUGAGGAGCUGGGUCGCCACCUGACCUGCCUCUUCAAGCGGGCUGGGCCCAGUGAAGGGGAGCAGCUGCCCAGCCGUGAGGCCUCAAUUGAGGAGAACUUUUUGCAGUUCCUUCAGGGCACUGGAUGCAAUCUGGAUCCCUGCAACUCUCACAGCAGAGCAAGCCCAGAGGAGCCAGAAACUGAGGGCCUUCAGGAAUCAGCUGUUCAGCAGAACACGCCAGCUGACUUCCACAUCCCAGGGCAGAUCCUUGAGGAAACCUCAGAGUUCAUACAGCGGCAACAGCUGAACAAUGAGCUACAUGUAUCAGAGAACUGCUGCAAAACUGUACCAGAGCUGUAG